Callorhinchus milii (elephant shark) is the source of this 1689-nucleotide messenger RNA. RefSeq names its product G-rich RNA sequence binding factor 1 (gene grsf1). Bases 59 to 1363 code for a protein of 434 amino acids. The transcript has 10 exons. Gene Ontology annotation, molecular function: RNA binding. NCBI's taxonomy places the organism in Eukaryota, Metazoa, Chordata, Chondrichthyes, Chimaeriformes, Callorhinchidae. Gene Ontology annotation, cellular component: nucleoplasm; ribonucleoprotein complex. Gene Ontology annotation, biological process: regulation of RNA splicing. The record is from RefSeq and is a predicted model, not a curated record.
UGUGUUAAGCUGCCGGUCGGCGCGGCCCUGCUGUGGCCUGUCAGCCCGCGGGGUCUCCAUGGCCGUGAGCGGUUGCCGGGCCCGCGUGCUGAGCCUGCGCCUGCUGACCCGCGCCUUCACACACACGCCCCGCGCCGCCGCCCCGCGCCCCGCCAGCCAGAGGCGGGCCCUGGGCCUGUGCUGGAGCCACAGCCAGAGCCACAGCCAGAGCCGGGGCCCCGCCAGCGGCCAACAGCAGGACAUAUAUCAGCCUUUCCAGGGGGAAGACUACCCUCCUCUUCCUGAAUAUGAUGUGGGUGCAUUAGAAAUGGAACAAAAUCGGAUAUUUGUGGUGCGUGCUAGGGGGCUUCCCUGGACCUGCUCAGUAGAAGAUGUGCUGGACUUUUUCUCAGAUUGUAGAGUUAUGAACGGUGUUAAAGGUGUGCACUUCCUGCGCACAAAAGCUGGGAAGCCGAGUGGAGAGGCAAUUGUCGAAAUGGAAUCUGAAGAAGAUAUUAACAAGGCACUGGAGAAAGACAGAAAGUACCUGGGUUCACGUUAUAUAGAAGUUUUCCAAAUGAGCAACAGUGACGUAGAGGCCAUGCUAAAACGCCUACAUUGUAAUGAGAAAGAAAUGACUGAAGAUGGUGUUGUGCGUCUCAGGGGGCUUCCCUUCAGUUGCACCAAGGAUGAUAUUAGUCGGUUCUUUUCAGGUCUGGAAAUUAAAGAAGGUGGAAUAACAAUGACUCAGGAUCGUUGGGGUAGAAACACUGGCGACGCAUUUGUGCAGUUUACAUCUCAGGAGAUUGCAGAUCAAGCACUGACAAAGGACCGAGAGAUGAUAGGACCCAGGUAUGUUGAGAUAUUUCGGAGCAAAAGGAGUGAAUUUCAUUCUCAAAGAGGAUCGUCAAAGAAACCACAGCAAUGUCCAAGUGCACAGGACAUUUUCGAUGCCGAAAGCAAUGCUGUGGCUAUCAGUAAGAAUGCCUAUGAGCACAUAGUGGAGGAAGAAGAAGUAAGAGGCCUGAAUGAGCAAACAUCUAAAGUCUAUUUGGAACCCAAUCACUGUAUCCAGAGAUCUGAUUUAUACAAUGUGCAUAUGAGAGGCCUCCCAUUCAAUGCCAACGGCCAGGACGUUGUGAAGUUUUUCUAUCCACUGACACCACUGCGGAUCAUUAUGGAGUACGGGCCUGAUGGUAAAGCCACAGGAGAAGCGGACGUGCAUUUUGCUAGCCAUGAAGAUGCUGUGAUUGCCAUGUCGAAGAACAAAUCAUGUAUACAACAUCGUUACAUAGAACUUUUCCUGAAUUCUUCAUUCUCCGGAAGUAGUACUGGCAAAUACAACCAGGGAUUCCAACAAAGGGGUUCUGAAGAAGAAGGUUAAAUGGCCUUGAUUUCUGGAACAUCGUUUGUCCUGGAAAUGAACACUUCCGAAUAAGCAAGUUAUCUUGAAAGUAUGAAAGCAGGAACUAGCACCAAAGCACACUUUGGAUCAAAGCUCACCUUUUAGACAACGGACCUGAUGGCAGAUAGAUAUCCUGUGAGGUAUCACAAAUAAUGAGGGGAAAAUUGAGGCCAUUUGUCUGCUUGUUAUACAUAACUGGAUCCUAUAUCUUGUAACACGUUUUAAUGUUACAUCACGUGACUUCAAUAUAAAACAAGAUACAAUAAAAAUAUUUUAGCAAGUUUACAUGCUUGCUGAUUCUUGAA